Paramecium sonneborni is the source of this 168-nucleotide messenger RNA. Lineage: Eukaryota; Ciliophora; Oligohymenophorea; Peniculida; Parameciidae. The record is from the annotation of a GenBank genome assembly.
AUGAAAGAGAAAACUAUAUAAAACAAUAUUAAUAAAUAUUUUAUAAAUCUAUUUUUAGUUGUAAAUUUUGAAAGAACUGAUCUAAUGAAAAAAAAUUAUUGCCAAUAUAUAAGUUCUUUAGAAAAUUUUCCUCUAUAAUAAGCAUUAUUGUAACAGAAAUGUAAUUGA